GCGACAGUUACGCAGAAUUACGAGGCAAUUCCUUCGCGAAGUAAGCCGUCCUCCAUCUUGUAGUUGUUUUUCUGCGAAAUACUUUUAACCGACAAAAAAAUUCAGAAUUCACUCUGGAAGCGAUUUCUUGCUUUAUCUGUAAAAUUCACCGAAUUACUUUGCUUGUUAUACUUCUUUAGCUCGAGAAAAGUGUUUUGGAAGCUGAAAUCCAGAAGUAGCGCUGGUGAGGCCGUGGCCUUUUUAAGUUUUUUUUUUUUCUUCUCAGGCUGAGGAGAGACGUGUCUCAGACUGAAUACCGCAGACUUUUUUUUGUGUUUUAAUUUUCUUGCUGGUUAAUAUCAACUGAAGUCUGCCGAGAUGCGGGGAAGUUCCUCGUAUGGAGACAGAGACAGAGAGCGCGACAGGGACAGAGACCGGGGACGCGACCGCGGAGGCAGCACACGUUUUGGGUCGAGCAGAAGUGGCAAGUUCGGGAACCCUGGGGAACGUCUGCGCAAGAAGAAGUGGGAUCUGGAUGAGCUGCCCAAGUUUGAGAAGAACUUCUAUACGGAGCACUCGGAGGUGCAGCGCAUGACGCAGUACGAUGUGGAGGACUUUCGCCGGAAGAAGGAGAUCACCAUCAGGGGAUCGGGCUGCCCCAAGCCGGUCACCGCCUUCCACCAGGCGAACUUCCCCCAGUAUGUCAUGGACGUUCUGAUACAGCAGAACUUCAAAGAGCCCACGCCUAUCCAGGCCCAGGGUUUCCCGCUGGCGCUAAGUGGGCGGGACAUGGUGGGCAUCGCGCAGACUGGCUCUGGCAAGACCCUUGCGUAUCUUCUCCCAGCUAUUGUGCAUAUCAAUCACCAGCCCUACCUGGAGCGUGGAGAUGGCCCAAUUUGCCUGGUACUGGCUCCAACUCGCGAGCUGGCACAGCAGGUGCAGCAGGUGGCCUACGAUUAUGGCAAGUCAUCUCGCAUUAAGAGUACCUGUGUUUAUGGGGGCGCACCCAAGGGGCCACAGAUACGAGACCUGGAGAGAGGUGUGGAGAUCUGCAUUGCCACCCCAGGCCGGCUAAUAGACUUCCUGGAGGCAGGAAAGACCAACCUGCGCCGCUGCACGUACCUGGUGCUGGACGAGGCUGACCGCAUGCUAGACAUGGGUUUCGAACCACAGAUUCGUAAGAUCGUCGACCAGAUCCGGCCGGACAGGCAAACCCUUAUGUGGAGCGCUACCUGGCCAAAGGAGGUACGUCAGCUGGCGGAAGACUUCCUGCGAGACUAUGUGCAGAUCAAUGUGGGAGCCCUGGAGCUGAGUGCAAACCAUAACAUCUUGCAGAUUGUGGAUGUCUGCAUGGAGAACGAGAAGGACAACAAGCUCAUUCAGCUUAUGGAAGAGAUCAUGGCUGAGAAGGAGAACAAGACCAUCAUCUUUGUUGAAACCAAGAAACGUUGCGAUGAGCUCACUCGUCGGAUGAGGCGUGAUGGGUGGCCUGCAAUGUGCAUCCAUGGUGACAAGAGCCAACCUGAGAGAGACUGGGUCCUGUCAGAGUUUCGUAGUGGUAAAGCACCAAUUCUCAUUGCCACGGAUGUAGCCUCACGAGGACUGGAUGUGGAGGAUGUUAAAUUUGUCAUCAACUAUGACUACCCAAACUCCUCGGAGGACUAUGUCCACAGGAUCGGCCGCACAGCCCGUAGCACCAACAAGGGCACGGCCUAUACCUUCUUCACUCCGGGCAACUUGCGGCAGGCCCGCGACCUGGUGCGGGUCCUAGAAGAAGCUCGGCAGGCCAUCAACCCCAAGCUGCUGCAGCUGGUGGACUCGGGGCGCGGAGGCGGAGGUGGCAGAUCUCGAUACCGCAAUAUGGGCUCAAGCGCCAACAAUCCCAACCUCAUGUACCAGGAGGAAUGUGAGCGGCGCAUGCGCUCUGUCGGGGGGGGCAGCAAGGAUGGGCGUGGAGGUAGCGACGGAGGAACGGGGGGCAGUAGCAGCAGUGGGAGUAGCUAUAGCCGGGACGGGAGAGGGGGAGGGAGUAGUCGGGAUGGGGACAGAUCCUCCUCGUCGUCGUACAGGGAUCGCGGCAGCAGGGACAGCCGAAGUAACUCGAGUUAUGGGACGGGAUCAAACUCUACGUCCUCCUUCACCAGCAGCAGCGGGGACCAGUACCAGAGCUACAGUGGGAGCGGGAGUGGCCAGUACAACGGUAGGAGCGGCUCCCAGAUGGGCGCCGGCUCCUCCAGCGCAGGCAGUGGGGUGGCAGAUCCAUCUGGUCAACAGCAGGGGCAGUUUGGGAAUUUAGGUGCCAGGACUGGACAGCCCCCCCCACCGUCGGCUGGGCCGCAGCCUCUAAUGGCCCAGCAGUUUGCGCCCCCUCAGCCCAUGAUAGCUUUCAUGGGGCAGCCUCCUUACCCGUUUGCACCUCCACCCCCUCCCCCUCCUCCCCCACCUCGGAAUUGACA
Scleropages formosus (Asian bonytongue) is the source of this 2435-nucleotide messenger RNA. Its product is annotated as probable ATP-dependent RNA helicase DDX17. The transcript is spliced from 13 exons. Bases 358 to 2433 code for a protein of 691 amino acids. Gene Ontology annotation, molecular function: nucleic acid binding; ATP binding; RNA helicase activity. The record is from RefSeq and is a predicted model, not a curated record. NCBI's taxonomy places the organism in Eukaryota, Metazoa, Chordata, Actinopteri, Osteoglossiformes, Osteoglossidae.